AGAGAGCCCGGUUGACAAAAAAUAUAUGCUACAAAGUACAGAGCUCUUUUAAUUUUUUGUUCUUCAUAUCUUUGCCGCUUUAUCAUCGCCCAAUCACGAAACAACAGAAGCAGAUUUUUGCCCAGGAAACUAUAAAAGCAAGCGCGCGCGCUCUCUCUCUCUCUCUCUCUGUGACUGGAAAAUGAAGGAGACGAUGGAACAAAAAGUUGUUGCCAGAUCAAGGUUCAAGAGAGUAUGUGUGUUUUGUGGGAGCAGUUCUGGGAAGAGAGAAUGCUAUAGAGAUGCCGCACUUGAGUUGGGCCAGGAGCUGGUGGCAAGAAAAAUGGACCUUGUAUAUGGCGGGGGAAGCAUUGGGUUAAUGGGUUUGGUUUCACAAGCUGUUCACAAUGGAGGCGGCCACGUUCUCGGGAUCAUACCCAAACCCCUGAUGGGCAAAGAGAAAACUGGGGAAACAAUUGGAGAAGUGAGACCGGUGGCUGGUAUGCAUCAGAGAAAGGCUGAGAUGGCCCGCCAUUCUGAAUGCUUCAUAGCCUUACCAGGUGGGUACGGCACUCUGGAAGAGCUAUUGGAAGUCAUCACAUGGGCACAGUUGGGUAUUCAUGAUAAGCCGGUGGGAUUACUAAAUGUUGAUGGUUAUUACGACUUCCUCCUCACCUUCAUUGAUAAAGCCGUGGAUGAUGGCUUCAUCAAGCCUUCUCAGCGUCAUAUCUUCGUCUCCGCCCCUAACGCCAAAGACUUGGUUCAGAAACUGGAGGAAUACGUGCCAGUGCACGAUGAAAGCAUUGCUAAGGUGAAGUGGGAGGGAGAACAGCAGCAGCAGCAGCAGCAGCAAUAACAGCAGCAGCAGCCAUCAAACCCGCAAGUGCCAAGUGGGGUUCAAUGUUUUGCAGGAUAAGAAAUUGAUUGUUCUCAGGAAGGGAGACAGGUUUGUAGAUAAGGGUAAAAAAAAAGAAAGCAAAAAAACAGAAAACAAAAACAAAACAAAAGAGGGAGUGGUGUCUUGGGAUCACUUCUUUUUGUCUGAUUUUGGUAUAUAAUUGACUGAUUAGUGGGCCUGCUCCCCAAAGAGAGCUGAAGGGUAGCUGUGGUUGGUUUUGUGGAGUGGAGAUGCCUCCAACCUGAUCUUCUUGCCGGACAGGACAAAGAGGGUUUUGAAAGAAUUUGCUAGUUUCUUUCUUGUCCUUCUUUGGUGUGGAAAAUAUGCUUCUGUAUGUAUUGCCAUCUAAAUUUUGAAUGCGUCCGUAGCUAUAUAUCUAACAAGAUGGGAUGAUUUUAUUAUUA
Molecule: messenger RNA, 1281 nt
Organism: Coffea arabica (coffee)
Lineage: Eukaryota; Viridiplantae; Streptophyta; Magnoliopsida; Gentianales; Rubiaceae
Product: cytokinin riboside 5'-monophosphate phosphoribohydrolase LOG5-like
Biological process (GO): cytokinin biosynthetic process
Cellular component (GO): nucleus; cytosol
Molecular function (GO): hydrolase activity, hydrolyzing N-glycosyl compounds
Source: RefSeq, a predicted model, not a curated record